Molecule: messenger RNA, 6736 nt
Organism: Cervus elaphus (red deer)
Lineage: Eukaryota; Metazoa; Chordata; Mammalia; Artiodactyla; Cervidae
Gene: BRF1
Product: BRF1 RNA polymerase III transcription initiation factor subunit
Exons: 14
Coding region: 2151-3824 (557 amino acids)
Biological process (GO): transcription by RNA polymerase III; transcription preinitiation complex assembly; DNA-templated transcription initiation
Cellular component (GO): nucleus; transcription preinitiation complex; transcription factor TFIIIB complex
Molecular function (GO): TBP-class protein binding; RNA polymerase III type 3 promoter sequence-specific DNA binding; RNA polymerase III general transcription initiation factor activity
Source: RefSeq, a predicted model, not a curated record
UCCCUGCCAUUUCUGUCCUUUAUUGUUCCCAUCUUUGUGUGACAUGUUCCCUUGGUGUCUCUGAUUUUCUUGAAGAGAUCUCUAGUCUGUCAUUCUCUAAGGAACAGUUAGUAAGCUGUUCUCCAGCUCACUAAUGAUUUGUUUAGAGGUGAGGGAGCUGUGUGUCUUUCUCUUGCUAGCGUUUAGUAUUCUUCCACUUCAGAUCAAAGGACAUGUCCUGUGUCGUUUCUGUUCUCUCAGAUGUAGGGAGUUUCUUUAAUACACGGUCAGUUUUUAUAACUGUUCUGCAGACUUUGGAAAAGGAUGAUUACUCUUUAUAGGGCGUUGACUUUAAAAGUCAGUUGUUGAAUUGAACCUGUGAUGGCAUCCAGUUUCCCGUUUGGUAUUUCCCCCACUAGCCAGGCUGUCCAGUUUGAGAGAGUUGUGUUGAAAAUCCCACAUCAUUGUAGUUAUGUUAAUAUCUUGCAUCAAGUGUGGAAAUUUCUGUUUCUAGCAGUUUUUGCUUUAUUUAGUGCUUCCUGAGUCCGAGUGUGUUACAGGUGUGUGACUGUCCCGUGUCCUUUCCACCAAAACACGUUCGCCCUGGCCCCCACACCUCCCUUGCCUUGGCUUCUCUGUUGCUGCGCCCUUCACAGCUGCCCUUCUCCUCCUGGUGACCCUGCUUCAGGGGCCCAGAACGGCCUGUUGAUCUCAACCUUUUGUGUUACUUGUAACUGCCUCUUAUGAACACUGUAUCCUGGAUUUAGUGUUCUUGUCCAAGCGCACUAGGGAAUUUCUGGAGUAGGAAAUGGCAGCCCACCCCAGUAUUAUUGCCUGGAAAAUUCCAUGGACAGAGGAGCCUGGUGGACUACAGUCCAUGGGCCGCAAAGAGCCGGACACAACUGAGCACUGGGGAACUUAACUCCCGUCACGUGAUCUGUACUUGCGGUUUGUCGUUUUCUCCUAGCUCUUCUCCCGACGUUAAAUGCCCCAGUCCACUUCAAACCUACCCCAGACUGCUGGCACAUUUGUCUUGAAAUUCUUACCAGUACUUUUAGGCUUACGGUUUUCUAUUUUAGGAAUUAAUCAGUGUCAAAUUCGCACUCAAAUCAAGAUAAGAUCUUUUAAUAUGCAUGUAAUUUAAUCCUUAGUUCUGAUAUGUUUUGUUUUAUUGAAAAAUAGUUACAAAUGUUAGCAAUUAUACUUUUAAAAUAUGUGUUUUUUCCCCAUAAUGAAAUCACCCCCCAAAACACCAAACUAACAUACCCACAGUGGAAGUAGGUGAAGCUCCAGACUGCCUAGGCCCCGUGACUCUGCCGUGCUGGUCCCGCGGUGUCUGUUAAGUGGUCCUAGCUGCCUGCUGUCAGCCUACACCGGCCAGCUCUCUUACCAGCGAAGCAAGUGUACUCGGGAGUGGCAGAGGACCCACACUGUGGCCGGCCGGCCGUGGGCGGGUCCUGCAGGCAGGGGAGAGGGUCCUCACCGGACAGACAGGAGGAGGAAGUUGGGCGCUUUGAGGGUCCGUUGAGGACAGCGACGGUCGUGUGACGGCUGCUUCCCCUUGGCCUGGCUCCCUUCCUCCUUGCGGGGCCACGGGGCCAGCGCCUUCCUGCCCGGGGUGUAAAGGGAGCGUGCGGGAGAGCGCGCGUGCGGGAGGCGCAGUGCGCGGCUCCGACUCGUUCCCCCACGGCUCCCCUGCUCAUCUGCAUGCCUGGCUGUGCGGUUGGCUGUUGGGAUCUGCUCGAGGUGCAGAGCAGGUCUGCCUGAAUCCUGUGGGAUGCGGGGGACCCAGGCUGCUUCAGGGCGGCCAGCCUGCAGCCUCAGAAGCCUUCCCCAGUCCUUUCCGCGAGCCAAGGCUGACAGGAUGGAAGAACUCCUUGUGGGAUCUCGCGGGCCGCCAGGGGCCAGAGCCGUCCCCAGGGCCCUCACAGACGCGGCGAGGCCAGGAGUGGCGGUCAGGCUGAGCCCAGGAGGACGGUGCUGGGUGCUGGCCAGGGCCGGGGUCUCGCGAGGGGAGCCGACCAGCCUCUUCUCUGCUGGGCCUCCCUCCCGGAGCCCGGCCCCUCCUGGAGCCUACUCCUCAGCCCUCCGGCACCGCCCCGAGGAACACAGCCUUGCUUGAUGGUUGUGUCCGAAGGAGGUCUCGGCCCAGGACUCUCACAGGACGCCGGAUGGUUUCCUCAUUAUCUGUGGCAGGCCUGACAGCUUGCCGGGUUGAUUGCUCAGUUGGUUUCGUCCACUCUGACGCUUCUCACCCAGAGCUGCGCGGGGAAAGUGCCGAUGCGCAAGGAGACGACCCCUGCCUGUACAUCCCACGCUUUGCCCACCUGCUGGAGUUUGGCGAAAAGAACCACGAGGUGUCCAUGACGGCCAUGAGGCUGCUGCAGAGGAUGAAGAGGGACUGGAUGCACACGGGCCGCCGCCCCUCGGGACUCUGCGGGGCAGCACUUCUGGUUGCAGCCAGGAUGCAUGAUUUCCGGAGAACUGUCAAGGAGGUCAUCAGCGUGGUCAAGGUGUGCGAGUCCACUCUGCGCAAGAGGCUCACGGAGUUCGAGGACACGCCCACCAGUCAGCUGACCGUGGACGAGUUUAUGAAGAUUGACUUGGAGGAGGAGUGCGACCCCCCGUCCUACACGGCUGGCCAGAGGAAACUGCGGCUGAAGCAGCUUGAACAAGUCCUGUCGAAACAGCUGGAGGAUGUGGAAGGUGAGAUAACCACCUACCAGGACGCCAUUGAAAUUGAGCUAGAAAACAGCCGGCCCAAGGCCAAGGGGGCGCUCGCCAGCCUGACGAAGGACGGCUCCGUUGAGGACAGCACGUCCAGCUUGUUCGGAGAGGAGGACACCGAGGACGAGGAGCUGGAGGCCGCGGCCAGCCACCUGAACAAAGACUUCUACCAGGAGCUGUUAGGAGGCGGCGUCUCUGGCGGCGCGGAGGUGGCGGGGGGCCCCGCGGAGGGCGGCAGGCCCCCUGCGCUGGAGUCCCUGCUCGGGCCUCUGCCCACGGCGGCCAGCCUGGGCAUCUCGGACUCCAUCCGGGAAUGCAUCUCAUCCCCGAACCGCGAGCCCAAGGAUGCCUGUGGGGACGGGGAGCUGGACCUGAGCGGCAUCGACGACCUCGAGAUCGACCGGUACAUCCUGAAUGAGGCGGAAGCCCGCGUGAAGGCCGAGCUCUGGAUGCGGGAGAACGCUGAGUACCUGCGGGAGCAGAAGGAGAAAGAAGCGAGAAUCGCGAAGGAGAGGGAGCUGGGCAUCUACAAGGAGCACAAGCCCAAGAAGUCCUGCAAGCGCCGGGAGCCGAUCCAGGCCAGCACGGCCGGGGAGGCCAUCGAGAAGAUGCUGGAGCAGAAGAAAAUCUCCAGCAAGAUCAACUACAGCGUGCUGCGGGGCCUGGACAGCGGGGGCGGCCCGCCCGGGGAGGAUGGCCCCCCGCCCCGGGAGCAUGGCCCCCCGCCCGGGGAGGACACAGCCUCCCAGGGGGAGGCCGCCCGGCCCACAGAGCGGACCAGUGCCCGGAGGCUGUCCCGGCGGAAGACGCCCUCCAGGAGAAGCCGGCCAGACCCCUCAACCAGCGUGGGCAAGAGGUUGAGGCCGAUGGUGUCGACGCAGCCGGCAAAGAAGGUGGCGCUUGGAGAGGCCUCUGUCCCGAGCGCCCGCUCCCUGGAGGCUGAGCGCGUCAGGCCCGCGGCCGUCGUGGUUGAGAGCGGGCCUGUGUCGUACCACGCGGAGGAGGACGCGGAGGAGGAGGACGUGGAGGAGGAGGAUGGGGAGCCCUGCGUCAGCGCCCUGCAGAUGAUGGGCAGCAACGAUUACGGCUGUGACGGGGACGAUGACGAUGGCUACUGAGGCGACCUCACGUCCGGCACGUCCGCUGGUGGCCCCGCCACCGGCUCCUGAGGGUCCCACGGCCUCAGGUGAGCCCCUGGUGAGCACCGAGACUUGGUGACAAGAUGGGCGCCCGCUGCCCGGCGGCCCUCUGGCACAGCUGCCCGCGAUCUCGUGGCCUCGCUGUCGGGACCCUGAUGUGAGCAACGUGAGGAGCGUAUCUGUCUCUCGGCAGAGCUGGGUCUCUUGCCCCAGGAACCCUUGCCGGCGGCUCUGCUGCGUCCUGUGGAGAGAAACUGCGGCCCAGGGAGUCCCAGCCGCGUGUCCAGGCUUGUGGAGGCGUUGGGGUCCGGACCCUGCUCUGCCCCGGGGGCCGGGAGCCUGCGCCCCUCGCCACCUCACUGCGUCUGAGAAGCACUUUGUGUCCAGCUGACGCCCAGCCAGGCCCUCCCCGCUGUGCCCGGGCCUGGGCGCCCCGCAGACGUGCACCAAGCAGCCCACAGCCCGCCCGGCCCCGUGGGGCGGCCAGCACCACUCAGCAGAUGCGGGCGCAGCUGUCUGGGCGCCUCCUGCCUGAGCUGCACCUGGGUCCCCGUCCUCAGAGGCGUGACCGGCAGAGGCCCUCUGCUUGGCGGCACUCGGAACCUCCUGGGCUAGCCUCACUGCUGGAAGGCCCAGAGCACUUGCCCUGGCCUUGGGCAUGGCUGCGUGGGGGACGCCCACAAGGGGUCCACAGAGGCUUCCGCUCCUCCAGGCCAGCUUCGGCCACCCACCCCUCACGGUGGCAGAGCCACAGCAACCUGCCCCCGGGGGCUCAGCCCCCACCCCAGGUGGGCAGGCCCCGUGGUGUCCACCCCAGAGGGCAUCACGGCUCACGGGAUUUCAAGGCCCUCACUGUGCCCCUCGGCUGGGACCCCAGGGCACCGGGCAGGCUGGAAUGGAAGGUUGGCUGGUGAAACAGGAAGAUGGUUGCUUGAGCUGAAACCUGCUGAGUGUGUGGUCUGCAGCCCUGUCCGGCUCCCUGGAGGAGCGAGGUUGGGGGGGUGCGGGGUCUCCAGGCUCCACAGGUGCCCGGUUGUCAGCUGGGGAACCCGUGACUGCCCACCCUCACAUGAAGGCCCUGGGCCCCGGCAGAGGCUCUUAGAGGGGCCUCGUGGACGGGGGGCCCUGCCCCGCACGGGGAGCAGGUGCUGUGCUGGACCGGAGCCUGGGAGCCUCCGGGGGCGGGGGGCUGGCGGCCGCGGGGGUGGCCGGGCCGCGCCUGCCAUGUUCUAGACACAGAGGUCUGGCUGGAUGCUUCCCCGGGAGGUAGACAGGGCCGUCCUGCAGGGCUUCCUUCACAAAGGAGGGGCUGAUGGCCGGCCUGCAGAGGUGAGGCUGCUGAGCCAGGGGCGGGGGAGCGGGCCGAGCACGUCCGGGGAGGAGAAAGCGUGGGGCAGCCGCCGGGCGAGGCACAGGGUGCGGAGGCCCCGUCCCCAGCUGCGCCCACUCAGGUUGAGGUCAGCAGGGUCCUCCGUGGGGCCUCGCCCGAGCAGGGCGUGCGACUGGCCACCAGGGCCCACAUGGCCCCGGGUGCGGCUGGGGGAGGCGGCCUGCGUGCACGGCGCCCAGGGCGGCCCGUCCCCGCCGUGUGCCCUGCCCCUCCUCCAGCAGGAGGCCAGGGCUCCCCAGGCCCCCUGCCUGCCCCUCCUGAGGGUGUCCUGCUCUCCCCGUCAGUCUUGCUUUCCCAGCUCGUCCCCCAACAGCCUGGGGGGCGGAGGAGGGCCGGCCGGGAGAGGACUGCACGGCCUGCACACCCACAGGUGCACACGCGUGCACGGACACGCCGGUGCCGCUCACGCCGCUCCACCCGUGGCCCUGGGGCCACCGUCAGGGUGCCAGGUCCCGGGCUCUGACGAGACCCAGGCCCACCCCCAGCGGGGCUGAGCUCUGGGGCCCAAGGCCUGAUGGUGCCUCGGGCACCCUCACAGGGCCCCCGUGACAGGGCCGCCCGCCGCCCACAGAGGACAGUGCCUGCUGGCACCUGGUCCACGCCGUGCUCCGUGACCUCGCGCCCUUCCCGCCCCUCUGGGCCACAGAGUCAAGACCACGGGCGCCAUUCCCGGUGGGACUGUGUGGGCCACGGCGUCGUGCCACUUGCUGCCUCAGGCCCCCCAAGAAGGGGGGCAGGCCCGAGACACCCCCGGUGCCCGCAGGUGGCAGGGAGCCCCCUCCCGAGCCGGCCUGUCCAGGCCCCGGCCUGCACACCUGCCCCCUCCCAGCGGCUCCCCACGCCCUCCUGGCUCCCACGGUUGUGUCCAGGUGGGUCAGGUCUCCAGAUGGACAGCAGAGUUGGUGGCCACCUGUUGCCACCACGGCCUCUGCAGGCGCUGGGGGGUCACUCUGAGGGAGGGGCGGCUUCAGGGGGGCCCCUGAGAACCAGGGUCCCUGAUACCCCUCUGCUAGAGCCCAGCCUGAGCGCCCACUGUGCCCUGCCAACUGGCAGCCGCACAAAUGCUGCUCCCACAGCCCAGCCCUGGGCGAGGUGCAGGCCAGCCCCCCGUCUUGCUGCCCCAGACCGAUGCCCUCCUCCCAUCCAGCUCUUGCCCUCCCCAAGCCCCUUUGCUGUCUCCACACCCCGGUCCUCCAUCCAUUUCUCAGCAGGCUGGAGCGCUGGCCAAGUGAGGCUGCAAGUCUGGGACCGGGAGGGGGCUCCUGUCCCCCCUGGGCUGAGGGGGGCCCCGGGAGGGCGAGGACGUUCAGGCCUGGGGUCACCAGGGGGUGGAUUCGCCCACGCUGCCUUGAGGGGCCCAGCCCCACGGCCACCUCUGCCCGGCCACCCUCAGGCUGCCAGGCAAGUGCCCAGCUUCCGCCUCCCAGGCCCCAGGUGGGGUCCAGCACAGCCCCUGGGGACACUGCUCCCGGCACAAUAAAGGCUGCCUUUGAAGCCGCGA